Messenger RNA from Amphimedon queenslandica, 2732 nucleotides. Its product is annotated as NF-X1-type zinc finger protein NFXL1-like. The record is from RefSeq and is a predicted model, not a curated record. Gene Ontology annotation, molecular function: RNA polymerase II transcription regulatory region sequence-specific DNA binding; DNA-binding transcription factor activity, RNA polymerase II-specific; zinc ion binding. Gene Ontology annotation, biological process: regulation of DNA-templated transcription. NCBI's taxonomy places the organism in Eukaryota, Metazoa, Porifera, Demospongiae, Haplosclerida, Niphatidae. The transcript is spliced from 20 exons. Gene Ontology annotation, cellular component: nucleus. The coding region runs from base 48 to 2723 and encodes 891 amino acids.
GGGUGGUACGGUACAUCUACAGGUGGGUGGGGCUCGAUUUUGCCAUCAUGUGUAGUGACUGGACCACUUUCAAGACUAGAGAGAAAGGGAAUAAGAGAAAAGGUACAAACCGGAGCACUGAUGGACAGAAAGGAGCUAAUGGGAACACUGAAGUUAUUAGGAAAAGAAAGACAGCUGGAAAACCAGUUCCUUCACAGAAGACAAUGGCUAUGGUGCAGUCAAUCAAAGAAAGUGGUAGCAAAUAUUUGGAAAAGAGAAAGAAAGAGGAUCCAUUAGAAGGGAGCAGCGAGGAGGAGGAGGAGGAGGAUGGACAUGGGGAAAGCAAGAGAGAAGAGUUGCUUAAGAAGACUCUAAAAGAAUAUUAUUCAUCUUUACCUUCUGAUAAAACAGAGAUGAAAGAUCUUCCGGAGUUUUUCAGUGAAGCUUUCAUGGCUUCAUCUAGUGCCUGUCUCAUCUGUCUGUCAUCAAUACGACGAGUUCAACCAGUAUGGAGUUGUCUGCAGUGUUUUUGCCUGUUUCAUCUUCAAUGCAUUCAGCACUGGAUAAAAGACGGGACUCAAAGCCACGCCCUUCUUUCCGCUCACUUAUUCCCCGAUCAAGAGAGGCAGUGGGCAUGUCCAAAGUGUCGGAGGGACUACCCGUUGUCUCAGACUCCCAAAGUGUACGUGUGUUUUUGUGGUAAGGUAGAGGAUCCUGUUGAUGACCCGUGGGUACUCCCUCAUUCCUGUGGGGAGAUCUGUAAUAAAGGGCUAGUUCCUUCUUGUGGGCAUAGAUGUGUCUCACUUUGUCAUCCUGGUCCUUGUCCUCCAUGCCCUAAAACAAUCAGUGUAUCAUGUUAUUGUGGUCGUGGUGGGUUGGUGGUUAAAAGGUGUGGCUCCAAAGGUUGGUCUUGUGGGCGUGUCUGUCGUAAAAUCCUCUCCUGCUCUCAACACGUGUGUGAGUCAAAAUGUCACGAAGGUGAGUGUCCCCAGUGUCAGUAUACACUGGAGCAAGAGUGUAGGUGUGGUAGGAGGAGAGAAGAGAAACCCUGUGCCCAGUUGGACUGGCAGUGCAAUCAGGUCUGUGAUAAGAAGCUCUCCUGUGGCCACCAUAGCUGUGAGGAGGUGUGUCACACUGGUGUCUGUGGAGACUGUCCCAGAGGACGUCCCAGGGCGUGUCCCUGUACAAAGACCACCCACAGUCUCUCAUGUACUGCCGAUGUGCCUACAUGUGGCGAUACAUGUGGGAAGAAAUUGUCUUGUGGUGUUCAUAAGUGUAUGCGCUUGUGUCAUUAUGGAGACUGUGGACAUUGUAUUCAGAGGAUUACCAAAAGUUGCAGGUGUAAGAAGAAGACUAAAGAAAUAACUUGUGGUACUGAGUUCCUGUGUGAAGCUAAGUGUACUAACACCAGACAAUGUGGGAGACAUCUUUGUAAGAGAAAAUGUUGUGACGGCCAGUGUCCACCGUGUGAACAGUCAUGUGGUAGAACGUUGGUCUGUGGUCAUCACAAAUGCUCAGCUCCUUGUCAUCCUGGUGAUUGCUAUCCUUGUUCAUUAACCAUUACGCUCACCUGUAGGUGUGGCAAGACAAAAAGACACGCCCUCUGUAUCCAACGGCAACGAGUGAGGCCUCCCCUCUGUAGAGAACCUUGUCUUGCUCCUCCAAAAUGUCAUCAUUUGUCUCGUGCUCCUCAUCGCUGUCAUAACGGACCCUGUCCACCUUGUUCCUUUGUGUGUGGGUUGGUGCAUGAGGGGUGUGGUCACUCUUGUCCCUCUGUCUGUCAUACUGAACCAAGAAGCAAGCCAAAAGAGUCUGCUCCAAUGGAUGCUACCCUCCCCUGGGAUCAAAUGAAGCUCAUAUUACAAAGAUACGAAGAAGACAUGAAGCAGCUGAUAGUGGACCCCUGUCCCUCAUGCAUCGUACUAGUCCCUCAGAUAUGCAUUGGUGGUCAUGAAGUUAGGAAUUUCCCUUGUUCUGAGAGACAUCCUUAUGCAUGUGGUAAAAAGUGUGGACGUGUCCUUUCUUGUAGUAACCAUUACUGUGAGAGACCAUGUCAUAAUGUCGUUAAUCCUCCGUCUGAUAAUGAGGCUGGGGAAGAUUGUUCAUCGUGUGAAUUAGAUUGUCAGAAGCCACGCCCAUUGGGUUGUACACACACAUGCAAGUUACCUUGUCAUCCAGGAGAUUGUCCUCAAUGCAUGCACUCCAUCAGACUGAGGUGUCAUUGUUCUACUAUGCCAAUAACACUACACUGCCAUGUUUGGACAUCAACAGAUGAUGAUCAAAAGUCAAAACUUCAAGCAUGUAACAACCAAUGUACCAAACUGUUAUCUUGUGGACAUCGUUGUUCAUAUUCUUGUCACUCUGGUAACUGCUCACCAGUUGAUCAGUGUUCUCAAAAGGUCACUUUCAGAUGUUUGUGUAAACGACUUAAAAAGGAUUUGAAAUGUUAUGAGAAUGAGAAGAGGCCAGUCUGCAAUGAAGAAUGCUCAAGAAUUAAGAAAGAGAAAGAAGAGGAAAGAGCCAGGAAACAUGCUGAAGCAAUGGCAGAGGAGGAGAGAGUAAAGGAGGCAGAGAGAGAGGCACUUUUGAGAAGAAUACAAGGACAACCAAGAAAAAAGAAAAAUAGGAAACUGCAAGAAUCAAAGAGCAUUGAACCGUCGUGUCUUGUAAAACAUAAACUCAAAAUAAUUGUAGCUAUUAUUGUCAUCAUAACACUAGGAAUUGUUUUACUAAUAUUCAGUUAAUUAAUGCUG